Messenger RNA from Funneliformis geosporum, 474 nucleotides. Lineage: Eukaryota; Fungi; Glomeromycota; Glomeromycetes; Glomerales; Glomeraceae. The record is from the annotation of a GenBank genome assembly.
AUGACUUACAAUAGAUUAUGCUUCAUUUACAUAUUAAUUCAUCUGUUAAUUAGAAUUGAAUCAUUUACUCCCGAAGUAAGACAUGCUCAUUCAUCUGUCCUUGUUGGAAACAAGCUAUAUAUUUUUGGUGGAAAAAAUGAAACUGCUUAUACAAAUGAAGUAUUCUACCUUGAUGUUUCUCAACAAUUUGAUACGGGGCUUCCACCAUGGACCGACCUUACAUUAAAUUCAGGAAUAGGAUUUCGAAGUGGUUGGUCGACUACUGUUGCAUUGAAUGAUGAUAAUGAUGACCCGACAAUAUUCCUUAUAGGAGGAUUUAUGUUUGAUAAAUAUAGUGAUAAAGAUGCGUUUACCUCACUAGUACAUAGGUUUAAUCCAAAAUUUGGGCAAUGGGAUGCACUUAUAAUUUCUGGAAAAGAGCCUGAUAGAAGAAGAGACAUUCAAGCUGUGGCUGAUGAUUCAGGAAAAAUUUAA